AUGGAGGGAGGGAUUAAACAGGCAGGAGGUAUAAUUACAGUAAGAGAGCUGAGAGGGAAGCAGAGAGACCCGAGAGGCCCCCGUUCAUCCAGCUCGCAGGACCCGACAGAACCAGUUCACCUGCACCUCAUCACCCAGAGACCCAGACAACCAGACACUCAGAGAACCAGAGAACCAGAGACCCAGAGACCCAGAGACCUAGACAACCAGAGACCCAGAGAACCAGAGAGCCAGAGACCCAGAAACCCAGAAACCAGAGACCCAGAGAACCAGAGACCCAGCCUGCUCAGCGCUCCUCUCAGCAUCACCACGGACUCUCAGUCAGACUCCGUCAUGUCCUCGGUGUCUCUGCUUGCUGUGUUCGUUUCUCUGGCUGUCGGUCUUCUGAUUGAUGCAUCUCCGACAGUGUCUCCGACGGCGUCUCCUGUCCCACAAGUGGACACGUCUGCGGGGCUCCAGGAGGAGGCACUGUCCUCUGACUGUCCAUCUUGCUCUGUGGCACUGAUGAGGAAGAACUCUUCGUCUCCGGCAGGAGGACAGGCCGACAUGGUGGAGGCGGUGAAACGUCACAUUCUCAACAUGCUGCACCUGAGCGCCCGGCCCAACCUAACGCAGCCAGUUCCUCGCACUGCGCUGCUCAACGCCCUCAAGAAGCUGCAUGUGGGCCAUGUGGCUGAAGAUGGCAGUGUGGAGAUCCAGGAGGAGGGCCGGGGCCCCGGGGCCCCAAUGCCACCUGAGCCACCAUCUGAAAUCAUCACCUUUGCAGAGCCAGGAGAUUCUGCAAACACUGUGACCUUUGACAUUUCAAAAGAGGGAAGCGGCUCUGUGGUGGUGGAACAAGCUAACGUCUGGAUCUUCCUGAAGUUGUCAAAGGGGAACCGAGUGAAAGGCAAAGUAACGCUGCAGCUUCACAACGAGGAAGAUGAAUCUGUUUCAGAGAAGAUGGUGGAUACUCGUCGCAGCGGCUGGCACACGCUUGCCAUCUCACACAGCGUUCAGUCUCUGCUGGACCGCGGCAACAGCUCACUCAGCCUGCGAGUGUCCUGCCCACUGUGCACCGAGGCAGGAGCCACGCCCGUCCUGAUGCCUCCCAACGGCGAGCGAGCCAAAGAGCGGGAGCAGUCUCACUGGCCGUUCCUCAUGGUGGCACUGCGAGCCGGAGAGGGGGCGGCUCAGCGGAGGAUCAAACGAAGUCUGGAGUGCGAUGGCAAAAUCCACGUCUGCUGCAAACAACAGUUUUAUGUUAAUUUCAAAGACAUCGGCUGGAGCGAUUGGAUUAUUGCACCGUCUGGUUACCAUGCCAACUACUGCGAAGGCGACUGUCCGAACCACAUGGCAAGCAUCAGCAGCUCAUCUCUGUCCUUCCAUUCAACAGUCAUCAAUCAGUACCGUAUCCGGGGCUACAGCCCGUUCCAGAACAUCAGGUCCUGCUGUGUGCCGACGAGGCUGCGCGCCAUGUCCAUGCUCUACUACAACGAGGAGCAGAAGAUCAUCAAGAAAGACAUCCAGAACAUGAUUGUGGAGGAGUGCGGCUGCUCAUAA
Messenger RNA from Thunnus maccoyii (southern bluefin tuna), 1542 nucleotides. It is a transcript of the gene inhbab, whose product is annotated as inhibin subunit beta Ab. The transcript has 3 exons. Gene Ontology annotation, molecular function: cytokine activity; growth factor activity. Gene Ontology annotation, cellular component: extracellular region. Bases 1 to 1542 code for a protein of 513 amino acids. Gene Ontology annotation, biological process: SMAD protein signal transduction; BMP signaling pathway. The record is from RefSeq and is a predicted model, not a curated record. NCBI's taxonomy places the organism in Eukaryota, Metazoa, Chordata, Actinopteri, Scombriformes, Scombridae.